GCUGACGUUGCGACGCAAACGCAUAGGAAGCGCGAAACGCUUUCCCAUUAAACGCAAAUUUGUUGCGAAAUUGAUUGGCGGGAUGCGAGCAAAAUAGCAGCUGGCGCGAGAGCCCCUUCAUUGCCGCGCUUAUGCGUACGUGGCCACCGUUGGAAGGGGAAGAAGUAUCCACUUGGGUGACGCAACAUAAGUGGGAGUUCCCCCCAGGAGAUGCUCCCCUAAUUUUAUUUUUCCCCAUGAGAUGUUCCAUUUUACUGUUUUUUUUUCCCCACGUGAGGCCCACUUCAUUUUUAGGGCACCCCUUCCCCCUUUGAGUAACUCCCUUUAACCGUAGGGGAGGUUAGCGGAGAGCGCCUGUCCGCCGAGGGAUGCCGCUCAUCAUUCCGCGUUUGUCCCCCCCCUCCCAAUUGAAAAGUCCUCAAAAGGGAGGAGCUGCCCACUCAGCUACACCCAACUGAGCAGCGCUGUAAAGCCUCAACUGACGCAGGUCAUUACGCAAGCGUAUGGAUAGAGGACCUCUUGGGCACCUGUCGCUGAUGCAAAGCUAAGACACGGUGAACAUCUGGGGACCUUCCAACCGAGCCUUUCGCACGAUGAACCCGAGCAGCAACGAUAAGAAGAGAAACCUGCCCGCCUACGCGGAUGAGGAUGACUACGAUGUGUCCUGUGCCGGGGCGGCGGCGAACGUGGCGGAGGCGCCAUCGGCUAACGUAGUGACAGCCAACGUGGCGUCAGUCAACGUAGCGGCAGUCAACCUACCGACAGCUAACACCGCUCCGCUCAAUGCGGCUCCGCCCAACGCCGCUUCCGCGGUGACGAUGCACAACCCGUAUUUCUACCCGGGGGCCAUCAUCCCGCAGUUCCCCUUCAACACGCCCAUGUACCAGCAGCCCAUGGGCUACGGCCACAUGAUGCCCUACUGCGACUACGGCUACGUGAAUAAGCGCUCCACGAAGAAGAAGAAAAAUUACCAUCACUAUUCGAGGCAGCAAAACAGCGGGCUCUCCAUCCUCAAGGAGGCCCUCGUGGACCCCUGGGCCCAGCAGUACGCCAAGUACCCCAACAUCAUUUUUGACUGA
Plasmodium vivax (malaria parasite P. vivax) is the source of this 1079-nucleotide messenger RNA. RefSeq lists its product as hypothetical. Bases 594 to 1079 code for a protein of 161 amino acids. The record is from RefSeq and is a predicted model, not a curated record. NCBI's taxonomy places the organism in Eukaryota, Apicomplexa, Aconoidasida, Haemosporida, Plasmodiidae. The transcript has a single exon.